AUGGGCAAUAUUGGAGUAGCCGCUAUUUGACCCCCAUCAUCAGCACAGCAGCUGAGAAGAAAGCGGCGGCGAUGGGGAUGGAGGCGGUGGUGGAGGGGCUGUGGGCCCUGGCCGAGGAGGCUGAGCUCCACCGCGACUACGGCAGCGCCGUCAAGUGCCUGGAAGCCGUCCUCCAGUGCGGCGCCUCCCUCCUCCCCCUGGUGGAGAUCCGCACACGCCUCCGCCUCGCUUCCCUCCUCCUCUCCCGCUCCCACAACCUUAACCACGCCAAGUCCCAUCUCGAGCGCGCACUCCUCCUCCUCGGCCCCGCCCCUCCCUCCGCCCUCCCCCUCAAAUUCCGCGCCCACUCCCUCCUCGCCCACUGCUACCACCUCGUCGGCGCCAUCCCUCCCCAGAAGCACAUCCUCCUCCGCGCCCUCCAACUCCUCCACCAGUCUUCCCUCCCGGCCGGCACCGCCGCCCUUCUCUGGUCCUGCAACUUCCACUCCCAGCUCGCCUCUGCCCUCGCCAUCGAGGGCGACUAUCCCGGCGCGCUCGCCGCCCUCGAUUCCGGCCUCGCCGCCGCUUCCGAGCUCUGCCGGCCCGAGCUCCAGAUGUUCUUCGCCGCCUCCACUCUCCACGUCCACCUCCUCCACUGGGACGACUCCUCCUCCGUCGAUGCCGCCGUCCGCCGCUGCUCCGAGCUCUGGGACUCCAUUCCCGUCGACCAGAGACGGCACUGCCUCGGCCUGUUCUUCUACAAUGAGUUGCUCCAAACCUUCUUUCUGCUGAGGAUUUGCGACUAUAAGAGCGCUUCGCAGCACGUCGAGAAUCUGGAUGCGGCCAUGAAGGACAAUGUGCAGAAGGUUCAUGUCGUCAAGGGAUUGGUUGGUGAGCUGGAUGCCGUGAAUCGAGGUCUCUCACAGUCUAAUUUCCAAAGGAGGGAGAGGUUGUUGUUGUGCGAGAAGCAGUCUCAGCUCCAGGGGCAGCUGAAAGCUCUUACCGGGUUGGACUCGGACCACCUAAGCAGCUGGGAAUUUGAAGAUAAGUUGCUGUUGGCACCUCCGCCAUUGGAUGGGGAGUGGCUCCCGAGGAGUGCUGUAUUUGCUUUGGUGGAUCUUAUGGUUGUCAUGGUGGGACGCCCAAAAGGGGUGUUUAAGGAGUGCGGGAGGAGGAUACAGUCUGGACUGCAUUUGAUUCAUGAGGAACUUGUGAAACUGGGUAUAAAUCAUGGUGUGAGAGAGGUGGAUUUACAACACUCAUCAAUCUGGAUGGCUGGGCUGUAUUUAAUGCUUCUAAUGCAGUUCUUGGAAAACAAAGUUGCAGUAGAACUUACGCGAUCAGAGUUUGUUGAAGCUCAAGAGGCUUUAGUGCAGAUGAGAAAUUGGUUUGUUCGUUUCCCAACAAUCUUGCAGGGGUGUGAAAGUAUUAUAGAAAUGCUUAGAGGGCAGUAUGCUCAUUCUGUUGGUUGCUUCCAUGAGGCUGCUUUCCACUUUAUUGAAGCUUCAAAGCUAACUGAAAGCAAAUCGAUGCAAUCCAUGUGUCAAGUUUAUGCAGCUGUGUCCUAUAUCUGUAUUGGUGAUGCAGAAUCAUCUUCACAGGCACUAGAUUUGGUUGGCCCAGUUUUUAGAAUCAUGGACUCCUUUGUUGGAGUGCGAGAGAAGACUUGCAUUGUCUUUGUUUAUGGGCUUUUAUUGAUGAGGCAACAUAAUCCACAGGAGGCACGCAUUCGCCUUGCCAGUGGCUUGAAAAUAGCACACCAACAAUUGGGUAAUAUUCAACUUGUUUCUCAGUACUUGACAAUCCUAGGCACGUUAGCACUUCAACUACAUGACACUGGACAAGCUAGGGAGAUAUUGAAGUCAUCUUUGACAUUGGCGAAGACACUAUAUGAUAUUCCAACACAGAUCUGGGUGCUCUCUGUUUUAACAGCUUUAUAUCGAGAAGUGGGUGAGAGGGGAAAUGAAAUGGAGAACUCUGAGUAUGAAAGAAGAAAGGAAGAUGAUUUGCAGAAGAGGCUAUCUGAAGCUCAUUCGCGCAUUCAUCACCUUGACUUGGUAUGCAAUUAUGCUUAACUCAGACUUGGCUUUUGUAUUUAUUAGAAGUGCUGCAUGCAUCUAUAAAGUCAUAUGCUGUACAUAUUUUUUUAAGACCUCUGUAAGAUCUCUAAUGUAGCAUGAUGUUAUAAGAAUCCUAUAAUCCUUUCAUUUCCAUUUCCUUC
Messenger RNA from Elaeis guineensis (African oil palm), 2200 nucleotides. Lineage: Eukaryota; Viridiplantae; Streptophyta; Magnoliopsida; Arecales; Arecaceae. The record is from RefSeq and is a predicted model, not a curated record.